Messenger RNA from Triticum urartu, 1835 nucleotides. RefSeq names its product ultraviolet-B receptor UVR8. Gene Ontology annotation, cellular component: cytoplasm. The record is from RefSeq and is a predicted model, not a curated record. NCBI's taxonomy places the organism in Eukaryota, Viridiplantae, Streptophyta, Magnoliopsida, Poales, Poaceae. Gene Ontology annotation, molecular function: guanyl-nucleotide exchange factor activity.
UGAUAAAAGCUACCCGGUGACAUUAAUUCGUCCGGUUAACCGUCCCAUCCCGUCCUGCUCCCCCUCUACUUGUACCACUCCCAUGCACUGCUUCCAUUCCGUAGUUCCACUCCACCUGGUCGAGAGUCGAGACUCGAGAGCGAGUAGCCGAGACCCGUGGAUUCUUUCACUCAUGGACGCAAAGGCGGAGGCAUCCGGCGACGACGCGGUCCCGGAGGCGCCGGAGCAGUCCGUCGUCCUCAUCUCCGCCGGCGCCAACCACUCCGUCGCACUGCUCUCGGGCCAGAUGGUGUGCUCCUGGGGCCGGGGCGAGGACGGGCAGCUGGGCCACGGAGACUCCGAGGACCGGCCGGUGCCGACGGUGCUGACCUCCUUCGACGUGCCACGCAUUACGUCCGUCGUCUGCGGUGCCGACCACACCGCCGCCUACUCCGACGACGAGAUGCAGCUCUACAGCUGGGGAUGGGGAGACUUCGGGAGGCUGGGGCAUGGCAACUCCAGCGAUGUGUUCAACCCACAGCCGGUCGUGGCCCUGCAGGGGAUGAAGAUCAAGCAGAUCGCCUGCGGUGACAGCCACUGCCUCGCCGUCACCGUCACCGGACAAGUGCAUAGCUGGGGGCGCAAUCAGAACGGCCAACUUGGUCUCGGAAACAAUGAAGACUCGCUGCUCCCGCAAAAGAUCAAGGCUUUUCAGGGUGUCUGCGUAAAAAUGAUCGCUGCUGGCGCCGAGCAUACUACGGCCAUAACUGAAGAUGGCCAUCUCUACGGAUGGGGCUGGGGUCGGUACGGCAACCUAGGUCUCAGCGACCGCGACGACCGAUUAGUCCCGGAAAAGGUUUCUUCCGUUGAGGGAGAAAAGAUGGUGCUCGUUGCAUGUGGGUGGCGCCACUCGGUCAGUGUGUCGUCGUCUGGUGGCCUGUACACGUACGGGUGGAGCAAGUAUGGCCAGCUAGGCCAUGGUGAUUUCGAAGACCAUCUGGUUCCACGCAAGCUCGAGGCCCUCAAGGACGUUUCCAUUUCUCAGAUUGCAGGUGGGUGGAGGCAUACAAUGGCUGUCGCUUCAGAUGGGAAACUCUACGGAUGGGGGUGGAACAAGUUUGGCCAAGUUGGUGUUGGAGAUGAUGUGGAUCACUGUUCCCCAGUAGAGGUGAAUUUUCCGGAUGAACAGAAAAUUGCACAGGUUGCCUGCGGAUGGAGGCAUACUCUUGCCCUGACAGAAAACAAGAAUGUUUUCUCAUGGGGCAGGGGUGCCAGUGGACAGCUUGGUCAUGGUGAAAUAAUCGACAGGAACACACCCAAGAUGAUCGAUGCCCUGAGCCUGGACGGGACUGCUUGCAAGCAGCUGGAGUCAUCAAACGCUGUUCCAAUGACAGCUAAAGUCUGGGUCCCUCCUUCGAAGCGAUUCGCCAUCGUCCCUGAGGAGAAUGUCAGUAAACCAGGCAAUGGAACCGACAAGCACGCGCCUGAAGGCGAUGCCAAGAGGAUGCGCGUCUGAGCAUAUGUCCUUCUUCCACCUUCCUUGGCCACCUAUCAGUAAUUCAGUAUACAAAUAAGCUUACUUGCUUGGACAACUUUCUCCUUCACCAUCUAAUAGUAUACAUGGUGCCCAGUUUUAGUGCAUUGUCUUCAUCCUGAAGUAAUGAUGUAUUUAAUGAUGUGCUAUAGACUCUAGCGGUUUCAAAAGGUAUUGACCAAGGUGGGCAGCCGCUUGUUAAAUUUUCAGUUAGAGGGAACUCCCGGUACUAGUAAUUUGUCAAGAGCGUAAUAAAAUAAUCAGUUUUGUUAAUUCUCACAUAACUCAGAAUUAACAAAGUCUAAAUCAUUCGUGGUUGUUA